This is a messenger RNA of Yamadazyma tenuis ATCC 10573, 1128 nucleotides long. Its product is annotated as putative cystathionine beta-lyase. Lineage: Eukaryota; Fungi; Ascomycota; Pichiomycetes; Serinales; Debaryomycetaceae. Gene Ontology annotation, cellular component: cytoplasm. The record is from RefSeq and is a predicted model, not a curated record. Gene Ontology annotation, biological process: transsulfuration. Gene Ontology annotation, molecular function: carbon-sulfur lyase activity; pyridoxal phosphate binding.
AUGGUUGGUAUUUCGACUAAUCUUAUUCACAACAAAACAGUUUCUCGGGAUGUUAUACCUCCCAUUAACAUUUCCACUACCUACAAGUAUUCCGAAGAUCCAGAUGACUUAGUCAAGGUAACAGACCUGAAAGGCUCAGAGGACUACUUCCUUAACGAUACUUACUUCUACUCAAGGGUCAAUCAUCCCACCAGUGAAUUGCUCGAGAAGGCCUUAUCUAAGAUCUUGGACGGCCAUGUGGUGGUGUAUAAUUCUGGAUUGGCUGCCUUUUUUGCUGCUUUAACGUACAUCAAUCCUAAGAAAUUGGUUAUCGGCCAGGCGUACCAUGGCUGCCAUGGGAUCACUAAAAUCUUUUCUCGUCUUAAUGGAUUGGAGGUCUUGGACUUGAAAGAUCCUGGAAGUUUUGACAAGUUACAAAAGGGUGACUUGGUUCAUCUUGAAACCCCUGUGAAUCCUCACGGAUUGGACUUUGAUAUUCUGUACUAUGCGGAAUUAGCUCAUAAGAAAGGUGCUUUGUUGAUGGUGGACUCGACGUUUGCACCUCCUCCUUUGCAGUAUCCGUUCAAGCACGGGGCUGACAUUAUAAUGCACUCUGCCACCAAAUACUUUGGGGGCCAUAGUGAUCUCUUGGCAGGGAUUUUAGUUGUCAGAGACAAAUCCGUCCAAUACAAGUUAUAUGAAGACCGGGUUUAUUUGGCCACGAAUAUAGGCAACUUGGAAUCAACUUUGUUGUACAGGAGUUUAAAGACAUUUGAGUUACGGAUCUUGAAGCAGAGUGACAACUGUGAACAAUUGGUCAAAUAUUUAAAUGAUCACCGGGCUGAAUUCAAGGUGUUGAAAGAAUUGUUCCAUGGGUCGCUUCAGACAACCAAGUACCCUGACCAAAUUACAAAGCAUUCUCCAACAUUCGCUUUGACUUUGACGUCGGAAAAAUUGGCUAAAAGUUUACCUUCAAAAUUGAACUACUUUGUUCACGCUACAUCGUUAGGAGGUGCUGAAAGUUUAAUUGAGUGGAGAGCACUCAGUGAUAGUUCUGUCGAUCCUUCAUUGUUAAGAGUAAGUGUUGGUCUCGAAAACAUCGACGAUUUAAUUGAAGAUUUCAAGAACGCUCUUUUGUCAUUAGAAUAG